AUGCCUAAAAUCCGCAUUGAAAAUUACGACUUGCAGCAGGGACGAGAAGGCAUGUCUUCUUCGAUGCUCGUCAUCUUGAUGGCGUUUUCUUGCUGCAUCUUCGUUCUGUCGACCGACGAUAUUCGCCACAAGCGUCAACUAUCGCCGGCGGUACGACUGGAAAACGAGCUCCGUCCUCUGCUAGUGGGCAUGUAUGGAUAUGGUCCAGAGGUGAAUUUUUUUUUAAUUGUUUGAGAGCUCGUGAAAGUGAGGUUCAGGUGGGUGGAAAAGUUUUAAGCUUAAGAUUUUUCUUGUUGGAGAAAUAAAUACGCCCGUGUGAUGACCAAAACCAAAGUUUUCCAUUUCUCACACACGAACUAAAAUUGAAUAUGAGUAUAUAUCCCAUUCCGCGCCAUGUAAUCAAGAAAAUUGGAGCGUCUCCCCUUCGUUUGGUGGUGUCCGAAGUUUCACAUCGUGUUUAUAGCCGAUUCACGGCUACAUGCGACGCUGUGGGGCUGGUGCCAAUAUUAUGGGAUAUUCGCUAUAUACUAUGGUCUUUUAAAAUUUCGAAUUUUUUUCGAAGCUUCGAAGCUAACUCCGCUCCUGCUGAGACGGUACCUUUUCUCGUCGAUGUUUUAUUGUGCGGGACUAACUUUGAAAAGAAGUCAAAAAUGCAGCCUUAUAAAAGGGCCAUCGUCAUCUAUAGAUAAAACAUUAACGCGAAACUUAUUGCAGCCUUAGGAGUGGAGUUAGCUGCUUGAAAUUCAAAAUCUGAACAGACUAUACCGGUAGGCUUGUGCGUAUGGCUGAGAGAUUUCACCGAAAUUUUGUUUUCACUGGUUAAAUCCUAGUUUCUGUUGAAGUCCAAAAGAAAAAAAAUAAGUCAAAACAUCACUUUUCUCGUUAAAAAAAAGCUUAAUAUCAGACUUGAUUUUUUUUACUAAGGCCUCCUUAAGGCCGGGAGAGGCUUAGAAAAUGGCGGGGGCCGAUAGGCUGAUGGGCCUGCCUUUGCACAACCUGUAAAAGCGUGUAGCUCACCUCUCGCUGCCAGCUCGGGAAAGUCUUGCGCCAUAUCGCUCUCCAAAAUGAAAACCAAAAAAAUUUUCAAUUUAAAAUUUACAAGUAGGGACCGCCAACGAUUUUUUUUGAAGUAGAUUUCUCUCAUCUCAGGAUUUGAUGGCGCGCUCGUCUCAAGCGGGACGCCCCGGGCGAAUCUUUUUUUUGUUUUUUUGUUGCUACUUUUGUUUAUAUGAACUGAUAAAUUUCGCCUUUUACAUUUUAUACUUUUUUUCUUAUCAAGAUGCUCAUUUUCAAAACAAGUUCUCCGCAUAAAUCUCACUCAUACAAACUUUUCAUACGGUUCUUUCUUUCUUUUCACUUCAUCUUAAAAUACAUCGUUAUUAUAAAAAACCAACUCAUGAACUCUAGAAAAGAAUUUUUCCUCGAACUUCAUGGGUAGACUUAACAUUAUGUGGAGCAUUGUAGUAGCAAAAGUUGAAUGAACUGUACAAGCAAGUCAAAUUGAGAAAAACGAGCUUUUCAGCAAAUGCAGUUCAAGCGGUCUCGAAGCCAACUCAAAAGGCACGUGUCGCCUUCGUUCGACGUCGAAGUCGACGCUGGAAACAUGCGAAACCUGUUGGACAUUGGCAAGCGACAAGUUUCUGUAGCUAACGACCUUGGCGGUCAAGUUCAGGUUCUUUCAGUUCUUUCAGUCAUCAAAGCUUUAAUAUUAUUUUGUAAGAAAACUUUGAACUUUUACAGAAUUAUAUAUAUAUAUAUAUAUAUGUAUAUAUGUAUACAAUUAUGUAUACAUAUAUACAUAUAUACAUAAUUCAUUUAUACGUGGCAAACAAGUGAACCUAUGCAGAUGUACAGCCGACUUUUUGAUGCUGGGAAAAGAUCGUUGUCGCCGGCCCACGACUUGGAGCACUCUCUCGAGUUGUCCGACUUUCUUGAACGCGCCGGACGUCGCCGCAAGUAA
Messenger RNA from Caenorhabditis auriculariae, 1960 nucleotides. NCBI's taxonomy places the organism in Eukaryota, Metazoa, Nematoda, Chromadorea, Rhabditida, Rhabditidae. The record is from the annotation of a GenBank genome assembly.